Fusarium oxysporum Fo47 is the source of this 411-nucleotide messenger RNA. RefSeq lists its product as uncharacterized. The record is from RefSeq and is a predicted model, not a curated record. NCBI's taxonomy places the organism in Eukaryota, Fungi, Ascomycota, Sordariomycetes, Hypocreales, Nectriaceae. Bases 1 to 411 code for a protein of 136 amino acids. The transcript is spliced from 3 exons.
AUGGCCAUCUUGAACUAUGUAGCCGACCCUGCUCUCCCCGACCCCGUAAAGGAGGGCAUCGACGAACUUUACGAUUACGCAGAUAAGAAAGACAAGUGCGCUGAGUGGGCAAAUUGUUUUAGCAAAGACGCCAAACUAAUCAAGGGUGACUACCAACCAACUGGGAUACCCGCUCUGGUUGAUUACAUGGAAGGAAGCUGGAAGAACACCGAGUCUCGCGUACACGAUGUGAAGAGUGUUUCAGUAGUCAAGAGCUCUCCUCUGACCAUCAAGAUUGAGGGCUUCAGAACAUAUCAACGUACAGGAGACAAGGAACAGAAGGGCACUUGGACUGCUCAGCAACGUUACACUGAAGAGGACGGUAAGGCAAAAAUCGACGAAUACAAGAUUGACUUCAACAUGCUGUACUAA